Molecule: messenger RNA, 2382 nt
Organism: Lodderomyces elongisporus
Lineage: Eukaryota; Fungi; Ascomycota; Pichiomycetes; Serinales; Debaryomycetaceae
Gene: UBP1
Product: ubiquitin-specific protease
Exons: 1
Coding region: 1-2382 (793 amino acids)
Biological process (GO): protein deubiquitination
Molecular function (GO): cysteine-type deubiquitinase activity
Source: RefSeq, a predicted model, not a curated record
AUGUACAUUGCGAAGAAGACUACAGUUUUAUUUAUACUCCUCAAUUUCACGCUAUUCAUCCAGAUCAUCAAAGUGUCGUUCUUAAACUCAAAUAAACUCACUGCGACGAUAUCAACCAGCCUCCUUGUCAUAGCUUCUGUAUACUAUAUAUCAACCCAAUAUAUCAUUCCCAAGUUAACAGAAAUCACUAACAACAACAAUAACCCCAAUAACUCCGACAACUCCAACUACCAAAGUAACAAUAUCUUGCCCUUUAACAUUCCACAGCUAUUACACAAAAUGAUAAACUCGAAAUACGGUAGAAUAGGCAGCGAUAGGUUUAGGUCUAAGAAGAGCAAGGAACAUCGUUUUGCCAUGAAGAACGGAGGAGAAUUGGGAGGCAUAAGUAAUGAUGGAAAUACGUGUUUCAUGAACUCUGUGAUACAGUCUUUAGCAUCUUCCAGGCAGUUGAUGAAAUUUAUUGAUUCAUACUUGUACGCGGAGAUCGAAAUCGACACUAAUAAAACGAGCGGCGAAAAGAUUACCAUGAAAUCUAAUCAACCGAGACCGGAAUUGACGUUCACCAAUGCAUUGAAACUACUUCUCGAUAAUGUUAAUGGGAAAUAUGGCUCUCGAGGUAAAGAAUUUACAACAAAACAAUUAUUGAACAAAAUGCCAAAUGGACCAAAACAAAAUUUCUUUAGUGGAUACAACCAAGAGGAUGCACAAGAGUUUUACCAACUCAUAAUGGGUCUUUUGGAAAAAGAAUUUAAAAAAAUGAGUCUUAGCCGUCUUCCAACUCCAGAACCCGAGGAGAAUAGUAGCUCGAGCAAAAAGGAGACCAAAUUCAUCGACGUUCGAAACUUGAAAGAAGUGAUUUCGGGAUGCAAGAAGUUGGGCAAACUAGGAACUGUUUACGUUCCAGCUAUGCAAAUUGACCCUAAUAUAGACGAUGCAGAGCAUAAAGUUGUACCAUUGCAGUUAAUCACACCUGUAGAUGGGAUUACAGCCGAACGUGUUGGUUGUUUAACAUGUGGAGAAUCGGGUGGUAUAAGGUACGCUGUCAAUAGUGGGUUGAGUUUGAACUUACCAACUGGUGGCCACCAGUCAUCAUCAUACCAUCAUUCAGGCUUUACACUCGCGCAAUUAUUGGACGAGUGGAUCAAGCCAGAAACAAUUGAUGAUGUAAAUUGUAAUAGAUGCGGUCUUGUACAGACUCGAGAGUUUCUUCUACGCAAACUUGACGAAUUGAAAGGCGCCGAUGAAAGUUUGUUGAGCAAAUUACAAGUAAGAAUCACAGAUAUUGAACGAGAACUAGCCAAGUACCAAGUCACCGACGAGGCGUUUGAAAAAUUGACCACUAAGAAUCAGAUCAAAAAGAGUAAAAAAACAAAGCAGAUUUUCUUGGACAGACCACCUCCAUUGCUUAGUAUUCAUAUCAACCGCUCCCAGUUUGAUCCAAGAACCUAUAUGGUGAUUAAAAAUCCAAGUAAUGUAACUUUUCCCGCAGUGCUUGACUUGAAUAGGUACAUUGUCGAGCCAAACGAUAUCAACAUGGAUGCAAGAUUGCACAUGAGGAAACAAGACGAAAUACAUCAGAACAUUUUGAGAAGCAAACAAAAGGCUAAUGAAAAUUCUUGGAUCCAGGAUGGUAAAGAUGGUGUUGGGGAAGACAAAGAGUUAUCUGCAUCCAAUUCCGAGUCUUCUGCAUCGUCUUUAACCGCUUCUUAUAAUGAGAAGGUGAUUGAUACAGACGGAAGCCCUAUUACAACGUUGGACACCUCGAUUCCAACUCCAGCCGACACUGCUACAUCAGACUCAAGACUCUUUUACAAUUUAAAAGCCGUCAUUGUGCAUUAUGGAACCCAUAAUUAUGGGCAUUACAUAUGUUACAGGAAAUUACGUGGAACAUGGUGGAGGAUCAGCGAUGAGUCUGUGUAUGUUGUUACCGAAGAUGAGGUUCUUAAUGGACAAGGGACAUUCAUGUUAUUUUACGAAUUUGAUGAUGGGUUCAAGGAGGUGCUUCAAAAUGUCACUGAUGAUGAGGAAGAGCAAGAAGAAAGGCUAGAAAGUGGACAGGUAGAUGGACAAAAGGGUAAUCAAGAGAGAGGUGCUGAAGGAAUUCCAAACGCUGAUGAAAAUGACCAUGGUGACUUGAAGAGCAACAAAAACAAUAACAAUAAUCUGAUUUCAAAUGGUGUCACAAACAAUGUAUCAUCUGCCUCAGAAGAAAGUGAUGUUGAAGAAAGCGACCGAGCAGUAUCGGAGGAUCUGGAAUAUCACAUAUCCCGUUCUGAUGUGGAUAUGGAAGAUGAAGAUGCAAAAGAGCCAUCAAAGGAAGAACCCGUCCAAGAACGAGAGGAUGCAUUUUUUAACGUAGCGGAAGCUCAAGUACAUCUUUAG